AGAGACGACCGCGCGACGGCGCUGUAGCUUCCCGCCGUCCCCCAAACGUCGCCGUACAGCACAUAGACAGUCGCGCUCCAGUUCGGUUUGCUGUGCGUAGUUCGGCUCUGUUAUUUUCAUUUUGGUGAUUGUUGAUAAUAAUAACUUUAACCGAUUGACAUUCAGUGGACUGCUGUUGUUUUGUUUCAAUAGUGACAGCGACGAAAAGUGUCUCCGAAUGGAUUAAAUAACGAUGUUACCACCUACGGCCGGUAUAGCAGAAGAUAGCAACCGGCCUGACAUGGCAUACCAGCAGAGACGUGACGUUAGAGAAAUAACGAGGGAUAUUAUCAGAGACGCCCGCGUCAAUAACCGACAGUCCAUGUCGCCUGGAGUAAUUUUUGUUUCAGCGCGUGAACGUUUCCCAUCGACGUCGUCCACGGACGAGAAUGAGUCCGGUACCGAUGGCGAGGCGGACAGGUCGCGUCGUGCGCUGCAACACGCGCUGUCGCACGCGCCGCCGCCCGGCAUGGUGGCGGUGCGCAAGCGGCGCGGCAACCUGCCCAAACACUCCGUAAAGAUCCUCAAACGAUGGCUGUUCGAGCACAGAUAUAACGCGUACCCCAGCGACGCGGAGAAACUCACACUCAGCCAGGAAGCCAACCUCACUGUGUUGCAAGUUUGUAAAAUACUUAUAACUAAUCUUUAAAAUUAAAUAACGAAU
Messenger RNA from Papilio polytes (common Mormon), 703 nucleotides. It is a transcript of the gene Achi, whose product is annotated as homeobox protein 9-like. The transcript has 2 exons. Gene Ontology annotation, biological process: regulation of transcription by RNA polymerase II. NCBI's taxonomy places the organism in Eukaryota, Metazoa, Arthropoda, Insecta, Lepidoptera, Papilionidae. Gene Ontology annotation, molecular function: DNA-binding transcription factor activity, RNA polymerase II-specific; RNA polymerase II cis-regulatory region sequence-specific DNA binding. Bases 233 to 688 code for a protein of 151 amino acids. The record is from RefSeq and is a predicted model, not a curated record.